AUGUAUCAGAAUCGCAGUAAUGUAGGAUAAUCAAUAUUCUAAAAUGACAUACCAACAUAAAACGUUAACCCUAAUGAUGUGAUGAUGCAAAAUAUGAUGAAAAUGUUUUAAACUUAAAUGAUUUCAAUGAUGCAAAGUCAUUCAUCUGGUAAAGAGAAUGUAUUUAUCAUAGGAUUCGAUUUAGAGAAAUUUUAUAUGCAUAAAGUGAAUGAUAUGAAUUAAUUUUAUAAUUAAGUGAAACCUGAAGAAUGCUAAUUGUAACAAACCUCCUAAUUUAUUAAUGCUUAUAAUCCAAAUAAAUAUUAUGAAGUAUUUAAAUAUAAUAUAAUUAGGAAAUUUAUUCAAAUACAAAUAGACAACUCAAUUUUGAUGAUAUUCCAGUCUCAAAUGAUUACAAUUUAUAAAAGAAUGAAUAUUUUAAUUAAUAUCAGAAUAAAUAAGUCUAAAAGACUAAUGGAUCAUAAAAAUAGUUUAAAAGAGAUAGUUACUCUUAAUUUGAAGAGGAUUCAAAUUCAUUCAAACAAUCAUAUCAUCAUUUUGAUAGUGAAGAAAAUAAUAGACAUUAAUCAAGGUAGCUUUCGAAUUCGAACUUUAAUUAGAACUAAUCUAAUUAUUAGGAUAAGAUGAAUAGUUAAUAUUCAAAUUUAAGAAACCAAAAUGAUGAAAAUAAUUAUUAGAAAAAUCUAAAUAGAAUAAAUAAUAAUAAUGAAGAAAUUAGGUAUCGAAAAAACUCUAAUCCUUAUGAUGAAAUGCCUAUCAAACCAAUUCAAUAAAAUCAAUUUGAGGAAAUAUAAAUCAGGAAUAAAUAAUUAGAUGACAUAUCUAACAAAAUAAAAAUUGAAAAUAAUCGAAAAUAAUCGGAUAUUCAACUAGAGCCAUAAAACUAAAACUGUUAGUGGUAAGAAUAACCUACUAAAAAAUUGCAAAAUUAAAUUUAAUUUGAUGAAAUUCCUAUUAAACCGGCAAAAUAAAAUCUUUUUGAUGAAAUUCCCAUUAAGCCGGCUAAAUAAAAUCUUUUUGAUGAAAUCCCUGUUAAAUCUUCUAAGUAAAAUAGUUUUGAUGAAAUACCUAUUAAACCAGCAAAAUAAAAUGCUUUUGAUGAAAUGCCAAUAAGAUCUGCUUAAAAUUAUUCAUUUGAUGAAAUUCCAAUCAAAUCUAAUUAAUAGAAUUCUUUUGAUGAAUAAAAAAUUAGGCACACUAAAUAAAAAAAUCAAUAAGAAGAUAGAAGUAAGCAAAAUUUAAGUAUUAAACAAUCUAACAAUAUUGCUGAAGAUGACUAAACAAAAUCUUUUUAGAAUUAAAAUCCCGAAGAUACAUUUAUAAAAACAACAAAGAAUUAAAAUUAUGAUCUUGUACAAGAAAGAAACCCUAUAUAAAAACAACAAGUUGAUAAUUAUGAACAAAAUGAUGAAGCAUAAAUCAGGAAAAAACCAUUUUUAAAAAAAGGAACAAGAUAAUUUCUAUCAAAUGCUUAACAAAGAUCAGACAUAGCCAAAAAAGAACAUGCUGAAAUUAUGAAAGAAAAUAAUGCAAUUGUAAAUAAAAUGCCACAAAACUAAAAUUUAUAAGGAAAAGCGUUUAAACCUUAGAAUUCUUAAAAGUUUGAAAAAUAAGAGUAAAGAGAAGUUCAAAACAAGACUAAAAGAUCCGAAACACCAAAAGAAGUGCCAAAACCAAAGCCUUAAAUUUAAUAAUAAAAGAUUUAGAAAUAAAAAGAAUCGUAAAAAUAAACAGAAAUAUAAAAUUCACUUCGUCCUUCCAACAAUGAUUAUUAAUUUGAUAACUAUGAAGAUUAAACUUCUUAAAAUUUGAAAACUUCUUCUUCUUAUUUUGGUUUAAAAAAGGAAAUGAAAGAGAAAAUUGUUGAUCAAACCAAUCUUUCCGAUAGUGAAGAUGAAAUGACUAGGAAUCAAUUUUAAUAAUAAAUUAGUACCCUAAAUUUGGAAAUAGCUAAAUAUAAAAAUGAAAAUGAUAAAUUAAAAUAAGCAUAAGGAAAAUAUGAUGAUCUAAUAAAGUAAUUUUAAAAAGAAAAAGAUGAAUGGGAAAAGUAAAAAGAAAAUGAAAAAUUAUUUUUAGAAGAAUGGAAGGAAGAGGAGAAAAAAAAGAUUUUAAGGGAAAAAAGAGUAUUCGAAAGAUAGGCUAAAUCAAAUUAAAAUAUUCCAAAUAGAAAAGAAAGGGAAGAAAUAGAAUAACUUAAACAAUAGAUUUAAAAAUUAUAGGAUGAAUAGAAAUAAAAGGAUUAAAAAAAUAAAUUAGCAUACGAGAGGGUAAAGAAAUAGUAUGAAGAAGUAAAUUAAAAGAAUCAAGAAUUAUAAGCAGAAGUAAAAGCCUUAGAAUUAAGACUCUUUGAGUAGAAAAAACCUUCUUAAUUAUCUUAAUCUUAAUAAAGUAAAUCAUAAAAAAUUCAAAUUAAAUAAAGCUAAUCAAGUCCAAUUUCAAAGAAGGAAAUAAUUUAAUAAAAAUUAAAAACUCAAAGUCCUUAAAGCAUUCCUGAGGAUUAAUAAUUAUAAAAGAAAAUAAAUGAGAGGAAGAGUUAGUAUUUAGAUGAUGAGGAAUAUGAUGAUGAUAAUGAGUAUUAACAAAAUGAUGAAGAGGAAAAUGAGGAUGAGUAUAAUGAUAAUGAUCAGGAGAAUCAAAGUGAUGAAUUAUCAGAAAAUUAUGAAGAUAUUAUGGAAAAAUCAAUGACUUAAAAAUCUAAAAUAUAAAUUGGAAAUUAAUAGAAAUAAAAAAAAUAUGAUUUAGUAAGUAUGUAAGAAGAAAAUAUACCUUUUACUAUUAAAAAUAUAAACAAUUUAAUUAGUGAAUAAGAAUUUAGUUUUGAUUAAAAUCGUUUUUAUUUAAUGUAUAAGAGGAACAAGGACAUGCCUUCAAAAAUAGUUAAUUAAAAUGUAGGUCCAGAUGGUAAGGUAUCUAGAUAAUAUGCAAAUGGAAAAAAAGAGGUUGUUUUUCAUAAUGGAGUUAAAAGAGAGGUUUUUCCUGAAGGAUAUGUUAUAGUUCAUUUUACAAAUAAGGAUGUAAAAUAGACUCUGCCGAAUGGAACAAUAAUUUAUUUUUUUGCAGAUGCGCACACUACUUAAAUUACUGUAGCUAAUGGGCCAAACGUAAAUUAUUUAUUUUAUCAUUUAGAUUUAUAGAUUUUCCAAUUAAUAGAUAGAGAUACAUUUUCCAGAUGGCAAAAAAGAGAUUCGAUUUGGAGAUGGAACGGAAAAAUAUAUAUCAAUAAAUGGAGAAGAAUAAACUUUUUUUAGUGAUGGCAUUAUAUAAAAAAUAGAUAGCAAAAAAAUAAAAUAAAUAGAAUACCCUAAUGGAAAUAUUGAUACUAUAUAUCCUGACGGAUAAAAGCUAAGAUAAUCUAAAAAAUGA
Messenger RNA from Paramecium sonneborni, 3363 nucleotides. The record is from the annotation of a GenBank genome assembly. Lineage: Eukaryota; Ciliophora; Oligohymenophorea; Peniculida; Parameciidae.